CUUGGAUCCAGGUGAUUAGAAGCCAUCUGUAGCGCUUUGUGCUUGGGACAGCUGCUCAGAGGACCCUGUUCUGCAGAAGGAUGGCUGCAAAGAAAAAGGAGGUGGUGCUGCAGAUUAACAUUACUAGCCAGGAGCUUUGGGAAGAAGUGCUGUGUCUCAAAGGACUCAUUGUCGUUGAUGUGUUUCAAGCCUGGUGUGGCCCAUGCAAACCAGUAGUGAAUCUGUUCCAAAAAAUCGAGAAUGAAGUUGGCAGUAAUCUCCUGCACUUUGCUGUGGUAAGAUCUCACUUGGCACUGCUUGAAAUACCCAGUACUCUGAAAUCAGCUGAGGUCUAAGGGCUGAAAUCACUUUUCUUUCCAAUAUUUAGCCCAAAUCAUGGCAGUGCAGGAGUUGCAGCUGCUGGGAGUGAAGCUGCCACAUACAGGGGCUUGGGUAUAUCUAUAAGAAUUCACAUAAUUAAGGAUUUUCAGGCUUCAACUGCUCUAUGCUUUCCAGAUUUCUACUUAAGCAAGUUACAUUAGACAGAGCCAUUAACACAUUGCCUCUGAUGUACAGGAGAGGCUGAAGGAGCUGGAUUUGGUCACCCUGGAGAGGAAAAGGGACAGAUGUCCAGUGGGGGGAGGAUGGAGAAGG
Onychostruthus taczanowskii (white-rumped snowfinch) is the source of this 633-nucleotide messenger RNA. RefSeq names its product NME/NM23 family member 9 (gene NME9). The record is from RefSeq and is a predicted model, not a curated record. The coding region runs from base 81 to 335 and encodes 84 amino acids. Lineage: Eukaryota; Metazoa; Chordata; Aves; Passeriformes; Passeridae. The transcript is spliced from 3 exons.